This is a messenger RNA of Ostrinia furnacalis (Asian corn borer), 1723 nucleotides long. RefSeq names its product Rad17 checkpoint clamp loader component (gene Rad17). Gene Ontology annotation, biological process: DNA repair; mitotic DNA replication checkpoint signaling; DNA damage checkpoint signaling. Bases 199 to 1680 code for a protein of 493 amino acids. The record is from RefSeq and is a predicted model, not a curated record. Lineage: Eukaryota; Metazoa; Arthropoda; Insecta; Lepidoptera; Crambidae. Gene Ontology annotation, molecular function: DNA clamp loader activity; chromatin binding. The transcript has 10 exons.
AGAUGUCAUUUUUGACAAUAAUCAGCUGUGGUGAAGUGUGGUGUUGUUGUUGCACAGCAGGUUGUUUGUUUGUUGGUUUCUGUGCCUCGUCCUCAGCCCGUGCUUUGUGCGUCAACCACGAUUUGCGUUCAAACAACUCAAAUAAUAGCUAACAAAACAAUAAAAAAAACACGACAAUCGUAUUUCCAUAAGACUGAUAUGUCCAAUUUGAAAAAGGAACGAAAGUGGUUCAAGCCUACAUUUGAUUUCGAUGAAAAUGAGCCACCUCAGCGUAAGAAACCUCGCAAAGAAACUUCAAAAUCAUCCCAAUCACCUUCGAAAAAUGUGAACACUUUCAUUUCAACUACUAACAACAAUACCAACUUAUUGCAAGUGAACCACAAAGAUUGGAUGAAAAACUUUGAUCCAGUAUUACCUGAAGAUUUGGCUGUUCACAAUAAAAAAGUACAAGAAGUCGAAGAGUGGCUAAGAGCUGCUUGUGCCCAUAAUAACAGUGAUGUGUUACUUCUAACUGGUCCUGUGGGUUGUGGGAAAACAAUAACUGUCCAUACUAUAGCAAAGAAAAAUAAUAUUAAAGUAACAGAAUGGAUAACUCCUCUUGAUAUUGAUAUACCUUCAGACAAUGGAGAAUUUGAAUACAGAGAGAAGCAGUCCACAAAGUUUCUAGACUUCAUUAUUAAUGCUGCCAAUUUUACGUCUCUAUUAGAUAAUAAUCAGAAUAAGCUAGUUUUGGUAGAGGACUUUCCAAACACAUUUUUAAGAACUCCUACAGAAUUCUCAGAUGUACUCCUGCAAUAUAAACACAGAGCGAAGUCACCUCUAGUGCUGAUAUGUUCUGAAUCCCAUACAGAUGGCAAAAAUACUUCAAUCAGUUUAUUUACACCAAGUCUUAAAGAACAAUUUCAAAUCAAUCAUAUAUCGUUCAACAGUGUCUCGGUGACAGGAUUAAGGUCAGCUCUUAAAAGAGUGUCAGAAAUAAUAAGCAAAAAGUACACUUCAGUUUACAAUGUACCAACAGCAGACAUGAUUGAGUGUGUAGUCAACUCUUCAGCUGGAGAUGUCAGAUCUGCAGUUUUAAAUUUACAUUUUGCAUCUCUAAAAGGAAGUAGUUGUAAGUUAGAAACUAGCAUGAUUAUUGAGAAGGAAAGUAAAAGUAAAGCACCUAAGAAGAAAAAAACAGCUUCCAGUAAAUUUAUGUCCUUGGGCAAAGACCAAACAGUAAGCAUUUUACAUGGUGUUGGAAGAGUGUUAAAUCCUAAAGUUGUUGUAGAUAACGGUAAACAACGGCUGUCUCAUUCACCGUGCGACGUUGUUGAGCAGUUCUUGAGCAAUCCAAUUUCGUUUGUUAAUUUCCUAGAAGAAAACUACCUACCGCACUUUUCCAGCGCAGAUCAGGUGGAAAAAGCUGCAUCUAUUCUCAGUGAUUCUGACUACAUGCUUGCUGAGUGGAGGGAAAAGAUGUGUCAAGAAUAUGGCUUAUACACAGCAGUAGCUGGGCUAAUGUUGGCCAACAAAAAUCCAGUGUCUGCUUGGAAUCCAGUCAGAGGACCAAAGAAUAUGAAAAUUCAGUAUCCAACACAUCAAGAAUUUCCUUCAUUAGAUCAAAACUUUCUUCAUAAAGGAAAAGUGUUGGUUACAGACUAUCAAACAUACUGUAAGAUUAUUGGUGAUAAAACAUAAUUUUGUUAAGCAUUUUCUAUUGUUAUUAUUUAUAGUGUAAAAU